Molecule: messenger RNA, 549 nt
Organism: Serpula lacrymans var. lacrymans S7.9
Lineage: Eukaryota; Fungi; Basidiomycota; Agaricomycetes; Boletales; Serpulaceae
Exons: 5
Coding region: 1-549 (182 amino acids)
Source: RefSeq, a predicted model, not a curated record
AUGACUUUGAAGACCUUUUACAGUGCACCAUUCCUGCAUUUGAGGGACUACUGCCCACUCCUCAAGAUAAGCAACAAUCUGUCUUGGCAGGGCAGUACACAUGUUUUAGCAAAAAGGCGAGUUGGAGCACAGGCGUUCAAAGAGAUGUUUCCCACGGUCAGGGGGGAAAAAAAAACCAUGGUUGUGAGCAUGGCAAACCAAGAAGUCCUAGAAAAAUUCGUCCAAAAGGUGAACAAUGCACGUGAAACACUUAGGAGCCAAGAACCUAAGGAGAAAAAUGCUCAAUGUGCUCGAAGUUCACCAAGUGAUCACUAUCACAUUGCUGCUAGUUCACAAGUCAGUCAUGACUUGACUGAAUGGUUAAGCACACAUAGAGAUGACCCCACCGCCAAGAACUUCUUUCCCCAACUCAAGGACCACCUCCUUGCACGUCUUUGUGGCCUUGCAUACAAUGGCGACGAAUAUGAGUUCUCAGACGAGGACCAGAAUUGUGUGCUCCUGCACAACAACAAGAUAUUUGAGCAUAAUAUAUUGCAACACUACAUAUGA